AUGGCAAGCAGCAAGCUUCAAGGACACAUGGGUCAAAACAAGUUGGUUCAAAUGCUGAAAGGAUUCCAAGGUGGCAGGUUCCUACCACCUAGACUGGUCUCAGAAGAGGAAGCCAACAAAAUGCCCAGCCCCUCUGAAUUUCUGAAGGAGAUGUCCCUCACCACGGAAGAGCGGCUAUCUUCCACUCGAGUGAUGUGCCGGCCACAGAUUACAGAGCUUUUAGAUAUGGGAGAAACCACUCAUCAAAAGUACUCAUCGAUUGACUUGGAUCAGACAUUAUUCCAGCCCUUCCCAUCAGAGAUUGUAUUUCAGAACUAUGCUGCCUGCGAAGUCUAUGAAGUACCAUUGAUUCUUAGGAAUAACGACAAAAUUCCAAGACUGGUGAAAAUUGUUGAGGAAAGUUCCCCUUAUUUUAAAGUCAUCAGCCCCAAUGAUAUUUGUAAUAAAGUCGCACCGGGGGUGCCAUCUACAUUCCGGGUCCUUUUCACUCCAGAAGAGAACAAGGAUUAUUCCCAUGUGCUGACCUGUGUCACUGAAAGAGAAAAGUUUAUCGUGCCUAUUAAAGCUCGAGGUGCCCGGGCCAUUCUGGAUUUUCCUGAUGAGCUGAACUUCGGCAUUUGUCCCGUCAAACAUAAAACCGAGAAGGUUCUUCUAGUACGGAAUAUUGGCAACAGGGAGGCUGUAUUCGACAUCAAAGUCGGGAGUUCUUUUUCUGCAGAGCCAUCUGUUGGGACUGUUAACGUGGGGGACACCGUGCAGCUGUGUGUGGAUUUUGAGCCCCUAACCAUAGGAGACCACAGUGCAAAACUGAUAGUGAACUAUGACACAGGGGAAAAGGUUGGUGUAAGCUUGUAUGGAGCUGGAGCUGAUGUGAAUAUUAGACUGGACAAGAAUUCUUUGACUAUUGAAAAAACCUAUAUAUCUCUGGCCAAUCAAAGAACUAUAACCAUUCACAACCGAAGCAAUAUCAUUGCAUAUUUCCAGUGGAAACUAUUUGCUAACCAAGAAGAAGAGGAUGGAAAAAAAUCUAGGCUCUGUGAAGACCUAAGCGUAGAAGAAGAGAAGAGGAUGGAACAACUUCUACAAGAGUGUAUCCUCGACCCCUCCCUCCGAGAGCAUCUUUCUGUUGUUUCUCAUACUUUCCAAAACCAGAGACAGAGUAUCCUGGGCAAUGAUAUGCUCUUCUUUGGAAAUAUUUUUGUGGUUGAACCAGUGGCCAUUCUGUCUAACAAAGGCAGCAUUGAUGCCCUCUUUAAUUUGGAUCCUCCAACGACACCUUUGGGCUCCUGUUUCAUCUUUAACCCCAAGGAAGGUAUCGUAGAGCCCUCUGGGGUGCAAGCCAUCCAGAUUUCCUUCAGGUCGAGCAUCCUGGGACAUUUCAGGGAGGAAUUUCUAUUCAGUGUCAAUGGAUCACCCGAACCUGUGAAACUAACCAUCAGAGGCUGUGUCAUUGGACCAACUUUCCAUUUUAAUGUUCCUGCCUUAGAUUUUGGUGAUGUGUCCUAUGGGUUUCCUCGUUCUUUGACUUGUUCUCUCAAUAAUACAUCUUUGAUUCCCAUGACCUUUAAACUCCGUGUGCCUGGUGAUGGUAUUGGAGAGCCAAGUAUUACAUCUUUGGAACAAAUUUCAGAUAUUAGAAAACAAUCAUGGAAGAAUGAAUGUACAUCAGUAAUGAAACCACGAGAAUUCACCAUUAAGCCCAUUUCGGGCUCCAUCCGCUCCCAGGGAUUUGUUGCUGUUCGGGUAACCUUAUGUUCCAACACUGUAAAGAAGUACCAGCUAGCUUUAGUGGUGGAUGUAGAGGGCAUUGGCGAGGAAGUACUGGCACUCCUCAUUACUGCAAGGUGUGUUGUGCCUAAGCUCCGUGUGGUUAAUCGGGAGCUAAACUAUGGAUAUUGUUUCCUGAAAUACCCUUACCAGCAAACGGUGCAACUUGUCAAUGAUGAUGACCUCCCAGGAUGCUAUGGAGUUCCCGUACAAGAAUAUGAGGAGUCACCUACUGUACUUUUUUCUAGCCUGAACCCUUGUGGGAUUAUCAACCCCCACAGCACAAUAGAGUUGAUCCUGGUCCUGGAGACUCAGGUCCUUGGAGAAUACCAUUGCACAGUUCAUAUCACCACCUUUGGAAGCAAAGACCCACCACUGACUGUCCAGUUAAGGAGUGUUGGAGAAGGUCCUGUGGUCAACGUGUAUCCAGACAAAAUUGAUUUUGGCAACAUCUAUGUCUUAAAGGAAACCUCCAGGUCGCUCCAUCUAUCCAAUCAGUCUUACAUUACUGCCUUCUUUUCUGCACAUUUGGUUAACAAAAAGUCCCUGUGGAAGAUUUUGCCAGAGGAAGGCAUCGUUCCUCCAGAAACUGAAAUUGUCCUGACGGUGACUGCGAAUUUGGACGACAUGCUGCUAUUUAAAGAUUUGAUCAUUUUGUCCAUUCAGAAUAGCAACAACUACCAUAUCCCUGUCCAAGCUAUGGGGAAGGGCACCACAAUUGUUUCUGAUAAACCUUUUGCUCCAGAACUCAACUUAGGGGCUCAUUUCAGUGUGGACCCCUUUUUCUAUAGUCUAAAAUUGACGAACAAGGGACGCCGAUACCACCAGCUAUACUGGAUGAAUGAAGGCUUCCGUCACUGCCAGAAACAAACCAGGACAAGCAUUUUCAAUGAAGCUCCCAUGCACCAGAGCACUUCACAGAUCAUUGAAUCAGCUGGACCCGUAUUUCAGAUUCACCCUGUCAGAAUGGAGCUAGGCCCAGGCCAAUCGGCUGAAUUGGUGUUGGAAGGAUUUUCUGAUGCUCCGAAGGUAGUCAAGGAACGACUGGUGUGUUAUGCCAUCAUUGGCGGAAACGUAAGGAAGACACAGAUCAUGACAGUCAAUGUUAAUUGUGAGUUCAUCGCACCCAUUAUACAACUCUCAACCAAGCAGAUUCUAUACCACCUGGAAAAGGAAGCUCAAAGCGAGCUGGAACCAGAAUUCAAACCUCUUACCCUAAAAAACGUCUCCUCUCUGCCAGUCCGGGUGAUCCUGUCCACCAGAGAGCCCUUCUACCUAUGCGACACAGACAAGUCCAUUUUGUUCCAGCCCUGUGGGCCUGUGGAAAUGGCCGUUGGGGAAGAGAAGGAACUGUUGAUCAAAUUUGACCCUUUCAUGCGAAAUGAUUUAAACCAAUGGGUAGCAGAAGAAGUCCUCUCCAUCAAGUACUUAGAACAUCCCCAGGUGGACCAGAUGAGUCUGAGGGGAGAAGUACAUUUCCCUAACCUCACCUUUGAGACCAUGGAAUUGGACUUCGGCUGCAUCCUGAAUGAUACUGAGGUGAUUCGAUACAUCCAGAUGGUCAACUGCAGCCCCCUGAUGGUGAAAUUCCGAUGGUCCUUCCUCGUGGACAACAAGGAAAACCAGAUAAGGUUCGUAACAGGGCAGCGUAAGCCAUACACCGCCCCAGUUCGUGUUUGGUCACAGCCACUGGAGCCCUCCCAAACAGAGUUACUCCCAGAAGCACCAGCACCACCAGUAGGAGCAUCUUCCCCAGUAGUACCAACAAUUGAUACAGAAGAAUUUGUUGAUCAGAUCAUGAUGGAUGAGAAUAACAUGCCUGAAGAAGAAAAGAAGCUUCUACAGCCAUCAGAUCCAACAAAACCAAGCUUUGAGGAAGUAGACAGAGAAGUUUUGUCCCAGGGCCAGGUGGAAUUCCAGGACUCCCUGUGGGUCUUUGAACCAGAUGACUCACUUGCCAUUGGAGUGGAAGAAGUAUUUGACAUCUUACCCCUCUAUGGAGUAUUACCACCACUUAGUAGUCACCAAGUGUCCUUCUCAUUUUAUGGGCACUGUGACAUCAUUGCUCAGGUGAAAGCCCUGUGUGAAGUGGAGGGAGGCCCCACCUACGAGAUUACACUGAAAGGAGAAGCUUCAUUGGUCAGCUAUACAUUUGACACAAAGGAAAUUCAUUAUGGACUACAGAUGUUUGACCAAGUCAUGGAAAGUGAAAUCGUCCUGAAGAAUGUGGGCAAAGUUGGCUUUGAGUUCAAAGUCAUGGAUGGAUAUCAUAAUUCUGUAGAGAACCCUCGACCCGGAGUGCCACUGAUAAUGCCUCGCUCUGGUGUCAUUGAAUCAAAAAAAGAACAGAUAUUAAAGGUUUAUUACCUUCCUGGAGUUCCUGAGGUCUUUGAGAGAAAUUUUCAGGUCCAGAUUGCCCACCUAGAACCAGAGACCAUCACUGUGACGGGAGAGGGGAUCUUUCCCCGGAUCUGCCUGGAUCUCCCAAGGAACAUCAAAGGAAAUGAAAAAUACGAGGAAUUUUUAAGAGAGGCCAAAAAAAAUCUAGGAAAGAAGAACAGCAAAGAUGCGAUGUCCAUCUUCCCCGAUCCAGGAACCGAUACCACUGGAUCUGAAGAGGAUUAUGUGUUAGAUGUCCAACUCCAGAUGGAGAUAGAGAGGUUGAUCAUCCAGAACCAUGCGUUAGAACAGCAGAAAUUGUUCGAUCUGGAGGAUUCUUUCUUCAAUGCUCGAGCUCGCCGUCGAUUGCUCAAGGCGCAGCUUCCCGAGUACAUCCUUGACUUUGGCUACAUUAUUCUUGGUGAAAUACUUACCCACUAUAUCAAAAUCACCAACACCAGCAAUUUGCCAGUAUCUUUCCAGGCAGAAAAGGGUGCCCUCCAUGACACAGGCUUCAGUGUACACCUGGACCGCGUGAAGCAUCUGCCUUUUUGUGAAUCAGAAACCUGCGAAGUGAGAUGCGACCCCCAAGCGGCCAACGUUUCUGUUGGAAACAAAGAGGCGAUUCUGCCAAUCAAGGUGUCUGGGGGGCCAACGCUGCACAUCUGCCUGCGUGCCAAGGUGACCAUACCGUCUCUCUCCUUAUCUCAUGACAAAGUGGAGUUUGGCAUCAUUCAGUGUGGGCAGUGCCAAGUGGUCACCAUCCAACUUUACAAUGAUCUGCCAGUCUCCUGUGAAUGGAGCAUCCAUAACCCGAGGCAGGCCUCAAAGCUGGACAAGCGCAUGCCAAAGUACUUAAGGAAGAAACUACUGGCAGAAUUAAAGCCGAAGCGCCAGGCCUUUGAUGUCCUGCCUGUGUCUGGAGUCCUGCAUAGCGGCGACCGAAGAAACGUGCAGGUCAAGUUCAUGCCAUCAGAAGAGAAAUUCUACAGCCAGUGCCUGACAGUGAAUAUCGCUCACAGUACUCAGAAGCUGAACUUGUUUGUCCAAGGCUAUGGUCUGGAGCCCCGCCUGGAUUUUAACCCCUCUGUUCUAGAGUUGGGGCCUUUGCUGCCUUAUGCUCCUGGUGAUGAGGCAGAGGUCACAGUGAAGAAUCCUUGUGAUUUUCCCAUUGAGUUUUACUCCCUAGAAUUUGAUCAGGAAUAUCUUUUAGAAGAGAAGAUACUUCGAAACCUAAAAGGUUAUGAUGCCUGUAAUACUAUUCUCCUACCACCUCGUGCCCCAGGAGAAAAACUGCCCCCUGAAGUGCAUGAGUAUUAUAAGGAGCUAGUACGCUUUAGAGAAGAACAAAAGAGCAAGCCUGGGGAAUUCCAAAUGCCAGAUAAUGCUGAAGAGGAAGGAUCCCAUAGCACAGAGCAAGGGACCUGGUCAAGUACAAAGCGAAUAUCUCUUAGUCAAGGAGUCUCUGCUUCCUCCAAUAUGGAAGAACGACAUGGACUUGACACUCGACAUUACCAAGAAGAAGAAGAGGAAGAAGAUAACUUGGACAGAUUUUUUGCCCAUGUGGGUGAAAAAACACAAAGUGCCAGUGACAGCCGUUCUGUGGAGGAAGUUGGAGAAAUCGAUCAUAACCCAGUGACCAGAUCCAUAGCUCGGCACCUGGGUAUUUCUACUUCUCCCGAAAGCCACGUAGCCAAGCACCAAAGAGGCAUUGCCAUCAUAGUACAUGGAGCUCCAAUGUCAGGAAAGACCGCUUCUGCCAAUGGCCUUGCCAAAUAUUAUGGGGCUGCAUGCCUAACAAUCGAUUCCAUAGUGCUAGAUGCUCUGUCUGAUGCAAACAGUGUCCCUGGAAUCCGGGCCCGAGAGCUUUGUAUGAGGGCAACCAUGGAGCAGAGCAUUCGAGAUGGGGAAGAGUCAGUAAAGGAGGCUGGUAAGUCACAGACAUCUAUUGGACUGUCGAGAAUAAGCAACGAGAAUUUGGCCAAGCACAUCUCAGAAGCAACCCUGAUCUCCCCUGAAACCCGAAACUUUACCUCCAAAGGCAAUCGGGGAAGUGGUCAAACCAAUAAGACCAAGUCAGACAGCCACGGUUCUGGGUCCCAAAAACAACAUCAUCAGAUGCACCAGUCAGAAACAUCUGGAUCACAGGUUCCUUCCAGCCCCCUCACCUACACACCUAUUCAGCUCCGGAUCAUGGGCAGCACCAGUGAAGGAGAAAUGGGACUCUUCAGUUGUGUGCUUCCUGAGGACUUACUUGUGCAAAUCAUAGAAGAGAGGUUACAGCUCAAUGACUGUUACCGAGGGGUAGUGUUUGAUGGAAUAGAAUCAGUCUUUGCCAGGAACGCAGUCUCUUCUCUCCAGUGUUUGCUCAGAGCCAUCAACAACCGGGAGCACAUAUAUUUUAUCAACUUGAGUCAGGAUUACGCUAUCAUGAAGGCUCGGGAGAAAGCCAAACAGGAACAGGAAGAACAAGACCGUCUGGAAACUAUUGCAAAAGAGAAGGCUCGCCUUCAAAAGAUGGAUGAGGAGGAAUAUGAUGCCCUAACAGAGGAAGAAAAAACCAUGUUUGACAGAGAAGUUCUGGAGGCCAUGCGGGAGCGAAAAAGAAGGAAACAAGAGAAAAUAGCUCGGGAGCUUCAGGAAAAGAGACUGCAGCAGGAACUUGAACGGCAGCGGGAGGAAGAGGAGAUGAAAAAGAAAACCAAGAAAAAGCGAGAGCCUGGCAAAGAAGAGCUUCAAGGGAAAAAAUUGCCCAAGCAGGUACCUCCACUUGUUAAAAUUUCAGUGUCAGAAAUGGGACUAGACAGGAAGAUGUCAAUGGUGAAAGAUCAUUUAACUGAGGAGAAAAGGGAGGAAGGAAAAAGGAAAAAGAGCAAGCAACAGCUGGGGGAAAUUUUGCUUCCCUUACAGACUCUGGUAGAACAUGAAGAAAGUGAAAAGGAUUUAUCGAGGGAGAGUGAGAAACAUCUCAUCCAUAGGUUCAAAGUCUAUGAGAUGAACCUCAAGGACAUUCAACAAAUCUUGAUGUACUGGGACCGGAAGCAGGGUGUCUGGGUUCCCCAUACUGGUACUGAAGAAAUCCAACAUGAGGCAGAAGACCAACGACAGGCCCCUACUGGACGGAAGGGCCGAAAGGACCGUGAGAAGGAGCGUCUAGAAAAGCUAGAGAAGGAAAAGGCAGAGAAGGAGCGUCUGGAGAAGGAAAAGGCUGAGAAGGAGCGACAAGAGAAGUUUAAAACAACGGAAGACAGGAGCGAUGUUGAGGUAGAGGAAGAAGAUCAUGAAGGGAAGAAGGAAUUUGGUGUGCCUAUCUUGGAGUUCCAGCCAAGUAUCUCAGAAGAAUAUACCUGUAAGCAGAUCCUAGAGUCAGAGAGGUUGCCAAAGAUAGAACAGAUGGUAGAUAUCCUGGACGUUACAGUCGUCGAGCUACCAAUCCCCCCUCCUGCCCUAUUCUCCAUCAUCCAAUUCCCAGCGAAAAGGGUGCCAGUGAUCACAACAGAAAUUCUUAAACACUUCGCUUUUGUUGUCCCACCAAGUGAAGAAACAUCGACAAUAGAGGAAAAGAAGGAAAAUGAAAGCGAAUCUGACAUUUUCACCGGUACCCUGACACCAAAGGAAGAACAGCCCAUCCCAUCUAGGCGACAGAGAAAAGAAAAAGAGGGGGCCCCAGUAAAGGAAAAGCGUGGACGUGGCACACCAAUCACCAAGAAGACUCCUCAGGUUUUGCCCACUGGAAACAUCACCCCCUUGACAACCUUGGACGAGAGCACCUUCACCACAAGCCAAAUCCAGGAUAAAUUCGUGAGGUUGAGUCAUUUCCGUUGGAUCGUCCCGGCCCACGGAGAGGUGACACUCCGAGUCCAUUUCUCCUCCAACGAGACUGGAAACUUCGACCAGACUUUCAACUUUGAGGUUCUCGGAACCCGCCGCCAGUAUCAGCUCUACUGCCGAGGAGUCUGCACGUACCCUGCCAUCUGCCGGGACCCCAGGGUGGUAUUCCCUCAUCGGAAGAAGGACAUGAAACCUGAAGAGACCGUCUUUAAGAAAUAUGUGCUAAAUCAGGAGACAUUUCACUUUGGACCAUUGCUCUGUGGGAAAUCAAGAGAUAGGUACAAGGCAGUCCAGUUCCCAGACAAUAUGGAAAAGCUAACAAUCCUAAACAACUCCCCACUAACUUCAGAGGUGACAUUCCUUUUCCAGAAUGACAUCAAAGCCAACACCUACAUCCUAGAUCCACCCUUCAUGAUCCUCAAGCCAAAUGAGAAGCAGGUGCUGUCCGUGUGGGCAUACCCAACCGCCGUGGGCUUAUUUGAUGACAGCAUCGUCUGCUGCAUCAAGGAGAACCCAGAGCCAGCUGUCUUCAAGAUAACUUGCCAGGGAAUCCGACCAGAACUGGAACUGGAUCACAAGCAGUUGCACUUUGAAAAGCUGUUACUCCAUAGGAAAGAUUCCAAGAUUAUUUUCUUGAAGAAUGUUACCCCUUUGCCUGUUGCCUGGAGGAUCAGCAGCCUAGAACAUCUGGGGGAUGACUUCAGCAUCUCCAAAACACAGGGGGUAAUCUAUCCUGGGAAUGAGUAUUGCUUGCAGAUACAUUUCCAGCCCACCAAAGCUGUCAACAUCAAGAAGGCGAUUCGCUUAGAGAUUUUAGAUGCAGACUAUCUCAUUGGAGUUGUUCAGAUUGAAAACAUCCAGAUCUUUGCAGAAUCGUAUGACAUUGCGUUGGACAUCACUUUUCCCAAAGGAAAUGAAGGAUUCUUAGAUUUUGGUGUUGUUAGAGUGAUGGAAGAAGCUAAACAGUUUCUGGCAUUGAAGAACAAAGGAAAAUAUGAAAUUACAUACAGCUUUAUUCUGGAACCCCUGCCACCUCACCUACCCAAGGUGACCUCCAUCAUCUCCACCCAACCCAAGAGAGGAACACUGACCACAACAGAUCGGCCCACCAAUAUCCAAGUGACAUUCCGGUCAAAAAGAGAAAUCAAAAUUGACAGCAAACCCAUCCUCCGCUGUCAGAUUAUUGAACCCAAUAGCCUAGAAGGAGGUGAGGUCAUUGCCAGCAUUCCAAUCAAAUUUUCAGUGAAUGCAAUAUUCUCCAAAUAUGUCAUCAGCCCUGCUGCAGUCAUCAACUUUGGAGCUCUGGUUUGUGGCAGCCGUAAAACUUCCAGCUUCAACAUUGAAAACCAAGGCGUCCUGGACUUUAAAUUCAGCAUCAGUAGACUGAACAGGGAUGCUCCUUUGCUUCAUGGCAGGAAAUUAGGAGGCCAUCCCAAGCAUGCACGAUCCAAGGAAAACGUCAGCUUUUUCAGGUUCUCCACUACCAGGACUGUCAAAGGCAAUGAGUCACUACAAAAAGAGCUAAGUGGCAUGAACCAAGCUCGUUUCACCCUCAGCAUGUUCACCAUCUACCCUGGAUUUGGAACUGUCCCUCCGGGAGGGCAGCAGAGUAUCACAGUGGAUUGUAUUGCUGACCCAAUUGGACGAUGUGAAGAGUAUCUGGCCAUUGAGAUCUCAGACAGAGAUCCAAAAGACCAACCUGGUGGCAUUCAAUAUACAUUGAUAGCUGAAGCCUGUUUUCCAGCUUUUGUAAUGGAUGACUUGACCUCCAUUUUUGAGGAACAUUUGAUAUGUAAAAAUAUUCAACAGUACCAGUUUCUGCAAGCUGUUGAAAGUAAAGGAGUGUUCUUUGAGGAUGAGAACAAAUUUAUGUUUCGCAAUGUCCUGGUGGGACACCAAGGCAAAGCUCGAUUCAAGAUCAGUAACAUAGGAAAGAUUCCAUGUGACGUCACUUUUUCUGUCAAGUCAACCUCUGUCAAGCCUUUGUUUCGCAUCAGUGACAUCUUUGAAGUGGAACCCACUAAGAUGUGCAUCGGCAGCCAUUCACAGGCUUUUGCCACAGUGACCUUCACGCCACCGACAAUGCAGACCUUUCAAUGUGUCUUUGAAGCCUCCUUAGAUGGUCUACCCAACUUCCUCUCCAAGACCCGAAACCUCACAUUUGAUAUUGUCGGAGAAGGGAACCUACCCAGAGUGGUGGUUAUUCGGCCUGUUCUCUAUAAUCAGAAAGGAAAUCCUCUCUUCCUGUUUAAGAGGCUCCUAGUGGGCCAGUCAGAGAAGCUCCCUCUUAUCCUUAAGAAUAAUGGUACUAUCCCUGCCCAGUUACUUAUUGAUUUGAGGGACAAUACACAAACCUUCUCCCUGAAAGGCAGGCCCACCACCAAGUAUAUCUAUAUAAUAGAGGAGAACAGUCCUACUGAAAUAGCAAAGAAAGCUCAUACCGCCUCCCUCAUCAUUUACCCUGGAGAGACAGGCGAGAUGGAUGUUCAUUUCCAACCAGACAAGCCGGAAAGAAUGACAGGCACCAUUCGUUUGACUGUGAUUAAUAACCAGUAUGAAGAAACCAUUUUCCAGAUGAUAGGAGAGAGCUAUGAGGAUGAUAUCACCUUGGACAAUAUCCAUGGACUUGUUAACACCUCCAAGUCAGAUGUGGCAGAAAUCAUUGAGUUCACUGAUGACAAAAUGAUGGAGGAAUAUAUGACAGCUUCCCAGAUGGCUCACCUCCAGUUUGGGGACUGCCAUAUUGACAAGACCUACGAAGUGACCUUCACAAUGACCAAUCGCAGCAAAAAGAUUCCCGUGAAGUUUGAGUGGCCUGCCGUAAAUUCCCUUCAGUUCACCCCCCAGGUUGGCCACCUUCACGCUGGAUGUGCCAAGGACAUCAAAGUGACUUUGAGGGCUAGUUCGCCCACUGUGCUCAAGAAAACCUUGAUAAAGUGCAAGAUCUUGAGAAUAAAUUUCCAGCAACCAGCAGACCAGGUACCAGACUGGGACGACCACAUGCGCACAGUCAAAUGGGUAGAUGCUGUGAGGAAUCCGAACACUGCCAUCUCUCCCAAAAAAAAAGUAAUCGAGACCGACCCUGAACCUGCACAUGUAGUCGUGGAUGAAAACUACCAAGACCUGGAUCUUCUCGUCAGUGCCGUGGCGGACUUUGCCUCCUUCCUCUCCCCAGUAAAAGAAGUGUCCUUUAAGGACACCCUGGUUUUCCAGACCCGAAUUUUCGAGUUUGACUUGAUCAAUACAGGACCUAUACAACUGGAAUAUAACUGGCUGCUGUCAACAGAGGAAACAACAAAGGCUGUCAGCUUUGCUGAUCAGGAAAGCAGCAAUUCUCCAACUAGUCUAUUUGACACAAGUCGCAAAGAAAUAGCCAGUAAAGCAACUUUUCCUGCAGAGAGUGCCACAGAAAGUGCCUCAUCCCAUGCGUACAGUGGCAUCUCCACCUAUCCAUUCUCCAUGGACCCUACCAGUGGAGUCAUCCCAGUUGGGAAACGACAAAAAAUCAAGGUGAAAUUCUCCCCGGUGGAAGUCGGCGAGUUUGAAAACAACAUAUGCUGCCAGAUGCCUAACCUUUUUCCAGGCGAUCAAGGUCUAACCAUAACUGUGAAAGGACGGAGCCGCUUACCGUUUUGCCAUUUUGAUCUGAAAGAAUCUGACUAUAUCAGCAGCCAUAGGCGUAAUCCCGACUUCGGUGGACCACAAGGGGGACCUCUGGAUCCCAACACAAGAGUGAUUGAGUUUUCUGCCAUGGGUGUGGGAGCAAAGAACAUCCAGACCUUCACUAUUAUGAAUCCUACCUCUGAAACCUAUUCCUACCGAUGGAUCUCAGAAGACUUUGAGAGUCUCCUGAGCCCUCCCGCCUUCAUAUGCCUGACAGAGGGAGGCACAAUCCAUCCAGAGAAAAAAGCAGAGAUCUCAUUCCUGUUCAUUCCUCGCACUUUGGAUAUCAUGGAAUCAUUCUGGACCUUCAGCAUCCCUGAGCACAAUAUCUCGGUCCCUUUCCUUCUGGUGGGCAAAGCCAUAGACCCUUUGCUAUCUCUGACUCCGUCUUACCUCACCUUCAGCUCCAUCCUUAUCGGCCACGAAGCCCGAGAAACAGCAUAUAUAAUUAACAACGAGGACCAAAAUUUUAGUUUUGCAUUCGAAGAGGGUUCCUGCUUUUCUGAAGGCUACAUCAAUAACCUGGUUGUAAAGCCUAUGGAAGGCAUCGUCCCAGCAAAGUCCAGAUUCCAUUGGCAUGUCAAGAAAUUUGCACCGAAUUUCUCAAUUCAACCAGAAAAAGGCUACAUUACCCCUGGAAUGGAGGUUGCUUUUGAAGUGACCUAUCAUCCUACUGAGAUAGGCAAGGACAGCCUCUAUAAAAACUUACCUUGUAGUGUCCAGGGGCGCAAACCUCUCCUGCUGACUCUGUCUGGAACCUGCGUAAAUGUGGCCGGAAUAAAAGAAACCGUGAAUUUCAUCUGUCAGGUGCGCUCCAAACACGUCCAGACCAUCAUGUUAUCUAACCGAACCAAUCGGCCAUGGAAUCUCCACCCCAUUUUUGAAGGCGAACACUGGGAAGGACCAGAGUAUUUCGUCCUGGAAGCCCAUCAGCAAAACAGGCCCUAUGAGAUAACCUACAAGCCCCUCACCAUGAAUGUCGAUGGACGGAAGCAUUUGGGCACACUCUUCUUCCCACUCCCUGACGGAACAGGCUUGCUCUAUAUUCUUCAAGGGACGACCGAAGCUCCCAAACCAAUAGCCAAUAUCUUCCGGGAGGUGCCAAGCAAAACGCCCUAUGUUGAGCUACUGCCGGUCGAAAACUGGCUGAACAAGCUGCAGAGAUUCCGAGCCACCGUGGACAUGUUAAAGCCAGAGAAGCAAGACCUGAGCGUGACCAUCAAAGGCCUUGAUUACAUCGAUGUUCUGGCGGGGUCCAAGAAAGACUACAAGUUGAACUUCUUUUCUUACAAGGAGGGGUUAUUCUCCGUCAAGGUGACCUUCCGCAAUGAAGUGACCAAUGAGUACAUGUUCUACUUGCUGACUUUCAAGGUUCUCUCUUCUGGGAUUAUUAAGACAAUUGAGAUGUCGACCUUUGUUCGACAGAGCACCUCAGCCUCCAUCAAAUUGGAAAACCCCCUGCCUUAUACUAUCACCUUCAACACAGACUGCAGGGUGCCUGAUAUCAGCAUGCCCUCCCAGUUUUCAAUACCGGCCAAUACAGAGGGUACACUAACACUUGAAUUCCAGCCUCUGAAAGCUGGAGAGACUACCGGACGACUGAAUCUACACCAGACCGAUCUGGGAACCUUCCAGUAUGAACUCAGUCUCAAGGCCAACCCAGCCUUGCCUGAGAAGCCCGUCUACUUCCAGACCCCUCUGGGGAGCAGCCAGGCCCUUAACGCCAAGUUCAUCAACUACACCCGCCAGAAGACAGAAUAUUCAUGCAAGACCGACAGUUCAGAUUUCCAUGUGGAGAAGGUGGUCACUGCACCCGCAGGAGGCCAAGUUGGCAUUGAAGUCAGUGUGGAAAUCACCUUUGAACCUAGCCAGCUAGGUGAAGUGAGGGGUAUGCUCUAUCUCUCCUCCGCCAUCGGAGGGGAAUACACCUUCCCACUCACUGGACUGGCUCAGUACCCCAAACCCCAGGGUCCCAUCCAAAUCAAAGCAGGCUCCACUGCCACCAUCCCAUUUAAAAACAUAUUCCACCACUCAAUGGCCUUUUCCUUCAUCGUGGAGAGCCCAGCCUUCUCCGUCAAAAAUGUUGAGACUGUGCGUGCCAAGAAAAUCCACAACAUCUCAGUCACCUUCGAUGGGAACCCUUCAGGAAGCAAAACUCCUGUCACCACCAAGCUCAUUGUGUCUGGCCUCCAUGCCACUGGCAAUGAGGCAGGAAUUAAGUGGAUUUAUUAUCUGAAAGGAAUCACUCCAUAG
Molecule: messenger RNA, 13893 nt
Organism: Gracilinanus agilis (Agile Gracile Mouse Opossum)
Lineage: Eukaryota; Metazoa; Chordata; Mammalia; Didelphimorphia; Didelphidae
Gene: HYDIN
Product: HYDIN axonemal central pair apparatus protein
Exons: 79
Coding region: 1-13893 (4630 amino acids)
Biological process (GO): axonemal central apparatus assembly; cilium movement
Cellular component (GO): axoneme
Source: RefSeq, a predicted model, not a curated record